Messenger RNA from Loxodonta africana (African savanna elephant), 6713 nucleotides. RefSeq names its product eukaryotic translation initiation factor 2 alpha kinase 4 (gene EIF2AK4). Gene Ontology annotation, cellular component: cytoplasm; nucleus; cytosol. Bases 1231 to 5871 code for a protein of 1546 amino acids. The record is from RefSeq and is a predicted model, not a curated record. Lineage: Eukaryota; Metazoa; Chordata; Mammalia; Proboscidea; Elephantidae. The transcript is spliced from 37 exons. Gene Ontology annotation, molecular function: protein binding; ATP binding; eukaryotic translation initiation factor 2alpha kinase activity. Gene Ontology annotation, biological process: negative regulation of cytoplasmic translational initiation in response to stress; regulation of translational initiation by eIF2 alpha phosphorylation; DNA damage checkpoint signaling.
GGCCAGCCUGGAUGACCAGGAGCUUCUAUAGGUUCUUAGUCUCUCUCUGCUGAGCCCCAAGCUUAUCCUUAUCUCUAGAAUUUUGCUCAGCAUUUGAUUCAAGAUACGGAGGUUAGGAGUAACUGAGAAAGAAUUCUGAGUAGUCCCCUCCCAACAUCCCCAGUGCUGCCCCGUAGAACCCUUAGUCUGAGCCUUUUUUAAAAAAGAGGAAGUUUAACAAGCUUUCUGUGAUCUUUCUGAGCGUGUAAAGCUGUACAGAAAUUGACUGAGUCUUGGUGGCUAUUUUCUUCUUCACUACGGUAAACAAGAAUCUCCUGCCUAAAAGAGUAACAAAAGCCAGAGAUUGAACUUUGUGAGUCUCGUUUUUUGUAUUGCCUAUUCCUAAUUAAUUAUGUAGACCAGUUAUCCUUUAAUGUUUAAGGCUCCUCAUUGUCCUCAUUGCAGCUCUGGUGGCGCAAUGGUUAAGAGCUCGGCUGCUAACCAAAGGUCAGCAGUUCAAAUCUACCAGCUGCUCCUUGGAAACCCUACCAGGCAGCUCUGCUCUGUUUUGUGGGGUCUCUAUGAGUCAAAACUGAUUUAACGGCAACAGGUUUGGUUUGGUUUUAUUGUCCUUGUUGUUUAUAGUUAGACACAUUGUUUAUUAGAAGGUAGUGAAUAUUUGGAGCCCUGGUGGCACAGUGGGUUAAGAGCUCGGCUGGGCUGCUAACCAAAAGGUCAGCAGUUCAAAUCCACCAGACGCACCUUGGAAACCAUAUGGGGCAGUACUACUCUGUUCUAUAGGCAACAGGUUUGGUUAGGUUAGCUUAGUGAGUUUUAGCUAACAGUCUUGUUUUGGUAUACUGCUAUAACCUAUAAAUUUUUGAUACGUUUUUGCCUUUUGUAUUAUUGUUGUUAGUUUUUGGUGAGUCUCUUAAUAGGUUUGAUAAUUGCAACCUGGAAUUUUAGGGGGCUGAUAAAAAACACCGUUUUCCCUACCUAAAUCCAGAACAAGCUAAGCAACAGAUAUAUAAGUUACAUGGAUGGAGAUCAAAAUACCACUCUUAAUACUAAGAAAUCUGAUUGGAGAAUGCAGCUUAAGGGUUAUGACCUGUGGGCUUGGUGCCUGUGACACGGCAAGGACAGCCCAGCCCUCCUCCACCAAGUCAGCCCCUGGCCCCCUGACAGAGAGCAGAUGCAAGUGCAUGUUCUCUGCAGACAGGCAGAUGUCACGGAGGAGGGGCUUUGUUCAGCAUGGGGAGAAGUGAGAGGCCAGCAGUGUGGCCAGAGCGAGAGUCCCCCAACAUGGAAACAUGCAGAGUGGGGAGUGAAUGCCUCUCUCCACCCAGUCUUCUCACCCCCUUCAGCAACGUGAAAUCCUUCAUGAAAUUCAGAGAAGGAAAGAAGAGAUCAAAGAAGAGAAAAAAAGAAAAGAAAUGGCUAAGCAGGGGCCCAGGAAUGCCUGCCUUUCUGACUCCUGUAAUCCUUCCCACGGAUAAACAGACUGCCACGUGUGAAAGUACAAAGUCUCGUACAAAUGAACGCUUGGAAAUUGCGAGUUUAUCAAACCAAGAUCAUACCCCUCGGAAAGACCCAGGGGGAUACAGAGCAGCUGCCAUUCUACAUGGAGGGUCUCCGGACUUUGUAGGAAAUGGUAAACACCGGGCCAACUCCUCAGGAAGGUCUAGGCGAGAACGUCAGUAUUCUGCAUGUAGUAGUGAAGAUUCCCCUGGCUCUUGUGAAAUCCUGUAUUUCUCUGUGGGUAGUCCUGAUCAACUCAUGGUGCACAAAGGGAAAUGUAUUGGCAGUGACGAGCAGCUUGGAAAGUCCGUCUACAAUGCUUUGGAAACAGCCGCUGGCAGCUUUGUCUUGUUGUAUGAGUGGGUCCUUAAGUGGCAGAAAAAAAUGGGCCCCUUCCUUACCAGUCAAGAAAAAGAGAAGAUUGAUAAGUGCAGAAAGCAGAUUCAAGGGGCAGAAACAGAAUUUAACUCCCUGGUGAAACUGAGUCACCCAAAUGUAGUGCGCUACAUUGCAAUGAACCUCAAAGAGCAAGACAACUCCAUCGUGGUGGACAUUUUAGUGGAGCACAUCACUGGGGUGUCUCUCGCCACCCACCUGAGCCACUCAGGCCCAGUCCCUUUGCAUCAGCUUCGCAGGUACGCAGCCCAGCUCCUGGCGGGCCUCGAGUACUUGCACAGCAAUUCCGUGGUACACAAGGUUCUGAGUGCAUCCAACGUCUUGGUGGACGCCAAGGGCACCAUCAAGAUCACGGACUACAGCAUUUCCAAGCGCCUAGCAGACAUCUGCAAGGAAGAUGUUUUUGAGCAAACGCGAGUUCGUUUUAGUGACAAUGCCCUGCCUUAUAAAACAGGGAAGAAAGGGGAUGUGUGGCGUCUUGGCCUUCUCCUGCUGUCCCUCAGCCAAGGCCAAGAGUGUGAAGAGUACCCCGUGACCAUCCCUAGUGACUUACCAGCUGACUUUCAAGACUUUCUGAAGAAGUGUGUCUGCUUGGAUGACAAGGAAAGAUGGAGUCCUCAGCAGCUGUUAAAACACAGCUUCAUAAAUCCGCAGCCAAAAACGCCCUUGCUGGAACAAAGCCCUGAAGAUUCUGGAGGACAAGAUUAUGUUGAGACUGUGAUCCCUCGCAACCAGCUACCCAGCGCUGCAUUCUUCAGUGAAACACAGAGACAGUUUUCACGCUAUUUCAUUGAGUUUGAAGAACUACAACUUCUUGGCAAAGGGGCCUUUGGAGCUGUCAUCAAGGUGCAGAACAAGCUCGACGGCUGCUGCUACGCUGUGAAGCGCAUCCCCAUCAACCCUGCCAGCAGGCAGUUCCGCAGGAUCAAGGGCGAGGUGACGCUCCUGUCGCGCCUGCACCAUGAGAACAUCGUGCGCUACUACAACGCCUGGAUCGAGCGGCACGAGCGCCCGGCCGGCCCGGGGACGCCGCCUCCGGACUCGAGGCCCCAGGCCCGGAACGGGCGAAGCACGCCGGGGCCACCGGCGGGCGACACGGACGGCACGGGCAGCGUGGAGGCCGCCGCGCCACCGCCCAUCCUCAGCAGCUCGGUGGAGUGGAGCACGUCGUGCGAGCGCUCGGCCAGCGCGCGCUUCCCCGCCGCCGGCCCGGGCUCCAGCAGCGACGAGGACGACGAGGAGGACGAGCGCCACGGCGUCUUCUCGCAGUCCUUCCUACCUUCAGAUUCUGAAAGUGAUAUCAUCUUUGACAAUGAAGAUGAAAACAGUAAAAGUCAGCAUCAGGAAGAAGACAUCAGUGAGAAGAACGGUUGCCACGAGAGUGAGUCAUCAGUGACAACCGAGGCUGUGCACUACCUGUAUAUCCAGAUGGAGUACUGUGAGAAGAGCACUUUGCGGGACACCAUUGACCAGGGCCUAUAUCAAGACACCACCAGACUCUGGAGGCUUUUUCGAGAGAUUCUGGAUGGAUUAGCUUAUAUCCAUGAGAAAGGAAUGAUUCACCGGGAUUUGAAGCCCGUCAACAUUUUUUUGGAUUCCGACGACCACGUGAAAAUAGGUGAUUUUGGUUUGGCGACAGAUCAUCUAGCCUUCGCUGCUGAUGGCAAACAAGAUGACCAGGCAGGCGAUCACGUGAUUAAAUCAGACCCUUCAGGUCAUUUGACUGGGAUGGUUGGCACGGCUUUGUACGUAAGCCCAGAGGUCCAAGGAAGCACCAGAUCUGCAUACAACCAGAAAGUGGACCUCUUCAGCCUGGGUAUUAUCUUCUUUGAGAUGUCCUAUCAUCCCAUGGUCACGGCCUCAGAAAGGAUCUUUAUUCUCAACCAGCUCAGAGAUCCCACUUCGCCGAAGUUUCCAGAAGACUUCAAUGAUGGCGAGCAUGCAAAGCAGAAAUCCGUCAUCUCCUGGCUGCUGAACCACGACCCAGCCAAGCGGCCCACGGCCACAGAACUGCUCAAGAGCGAGCUGCUGCCCCCGCCGCAGAUGGAGGAAUCGGAGCUGCACGAAGUGCUACACCACACCCUGGCCAAUGUAGACGGGAAGGCCUACCGCACCAUGAUGGCCCACAUCUUCUCCCAGCACAUCCCCCCUGCCAUCGACUACACCUACGACAGCGAUAUCCUGAAGGGCAACUUCUCAAUCCGCACAGCCAAGAUACAGCAACACGUGUGUGAAACCAUUAUCCGCAUCUUCAAGAGACACGGAGCCGUUGAGUUGUGUACCCCGCUACUGCUUCCCCGAAAUAAGCAAAUAUACGAGCACAACGAAGCUGCCUUGUUCAUGGACCACAGCGGGAUGCUGGUGAUGCUCCCUUUCGACCUGCGGGUUCCUUUUGCAAGAUAUGUGGCCAGAAAUAAUAUAUUGAAUUUAAAACGGUACUGUAUAGAACGUGUGUUCAGACCUCGCAAGUUAGACCGGUUUCACCCCAAAGAACUGCUGGAGUGUGCAUUUGACAUUGUCACGUCCACCACCAGCAGCUCGCUGCCCACUGCUGAGAUCAUCUACACUAUUUACGAAAUCAUCCAGGAGUUUCCCGCGCUCCAGGAAAGAAAUUACAGCAUUUACUUGAACCAUACCACAUUAUUGAAAGCCAUACUCUUACACUGUGGGAUCCCAGAAGAUAAACUCAGUCAAGUCUACAUUAUUCUGUAUGAUGUUGUGACGGAAAAGCUGACGAGGAGAGAAGUGGAGGCUAAAUUUUGUAAUCUGUCUUUGUCUUCUAAUAGUCUAUGUCGACUCUACAAAUUUAUUGAGCAGAAGGGAGAUUUGCAAGAUCUAACACCAACAAUAAAUUCUUUAACAAAGCAGAAAACAGGUGUUGCCCAAUUAGUGAAAUAUGGUUUAAAAGAUCUAGAAGAGGUGGUUGGACUGUUGAAGAAACUUGGCAUAAAGUUACAGGUCUUAAUCAACUUGGGCUUGGUUUACAAGGUUCAGCAGCACAAUGGAAUCAUCUUUCAGUUCGUGGCGUUCAUCAGACGAAGGCAAAGGGCUGUGCCUGAAAUCCUCGCAGCCGGAGGCAGAUAUGACCUGCUGAUUCCCCGGUUUAGAGGACCACAGGCUCUCGGGCCAGUGCCCACUGCCAUUGGGGUCAGCAUAGCUAUAGACAGGAUAUCUGCUGCGGUCCUCAACAUGGAAGAACCUGUUACAAUAAGCUCUUGUGACCUCCUGGUUGUGAGUAUUGGCCAGAUGUCAAUGUCCAGGGCCAUCAACCUAACCCAGAAACUAUGGGCCGCAGGAAUCACAGCAGAAAUCAUGUAUGACUGUUCACAGUCCCAGGAGGAGUUGCAAGAGUACUGCAGACAUCAUGAAAUCACCUGUGUGGCUCUUGUCUCAGACAAAGAAGGAAGCCAUGUCAAGGUUAAGUCUUUUGAGAAGGAAAGGCAAACAGAGAAACGUGUGCUGGAGUCCGAUCUUGUGGACCAUGUGGUGCAGAAACUGAGGACUAAAGUCAGUGAUGAAAGGAAUAUCAGAGAAGCUUCCGAUAACCUUGCAGUGCAAAAUCUGAAGGGGUCAUUUUCUAACGCGUCAGGUUUGUUUGAGAUCCACGGAGCAACAGUCAUUCCCAAUGUGAGUGUGGUUGCUCCAGAGAAGCUGUCAGCCAGCACGAGGAGGCGGUACGAAACUCAGGUGCAAACCCGACUCCAGACCUCCCUUGCCAACUUACAUCAGAAGAGCAGUGAAAUUGAAAUUUUGGCGGUGGAUCUACCCAAAGACACCAUCUUACAGUUUUUAUCAUUGGAGUGGGAUGCUGAUGAACAGACAUUUAACGCAACCGUGAAGCAGCUGCUGUCACACCUGCCAAAGCAAAGAUACCUCAAGUUAGUCUGUGAUGAAAUUUAUAACAUCAAAGUAGAAAAAAGGGUGUCUGUGCUAUUCCUGUAUAGCUACAGAGAUGACUACUACAGAAUCUUAUUUUAGUUGUAAAGAACCAUCAUUACAUUGUUCGAACAGACAAAAGGACUUAUUUCUAUGGAAUGUUGUACAUUCACUGUAAUUUUGACGUAACUUUGAAUUCUAAGAAGCUGUCCUACAAAGUUGAGCUUUGUCAGUUUUUCAUGUGUAAUAUAUUAUGUUUAUCUUUUUGAAUAUAAUAAAUGCUUUCAUAUAUCUGCUUUUUCACUGUAAAUCUAUUAGCACUAAAAGUUUUUGGAGUUGGAACACAAGAAAAUAGCCUGUUCUUCCCACAGUCCUAAAGAUUAGAUAUGUGAAAAUGUCCAAACUAAAGGGCAUAAAGAAACCAAAAGUCAUCAUUACCUUAGUCUUUAUUCUUGAUAAUUUUUUAAUAUGUUUAUCCUAAGGAAAGGAGCCUGGGUGGCGCAACAGUUAAGCACUCUAACUGCUAACCAAAAGAUCAGCAGUUUGAACCCACCAAGUGGCUCUGCGGGAGAAUGACCUGGCGAUCUGCUCCCAUAAAGAUUACAGCCUAGAAGACUCAAUGGGACAAUUCUACUCAUCACAGGGGGUCACUGAAUCAAAAAUCAACUCGAUGGCACCUAACAACAACAAAUCCCAAGGAGGUUCAGCAAAGCUUUCAUCUGGUUGUGAGAACUCACUCAAACUUGCUAAAGGAACUAUGAUGAUGACAUUACAAAACCAUGAGAUUACACAUUUUAUAAAAUUGUUAGCUUUCAAUUCCAACAAGCUAAAAUAUAAGGCUAAAGCCUAUUCACUAACCAGAUCAUUCCAGAAUUAGUAGUUAUUGCCAGGAACUAUUAAAAUGGGGGUGGGAAAAGGAAUAAAUAAGAGACAGUGGUGCUGAU